Molecule: messenger RNA, 1216 nt
Organism: Megalops cyprinoides (Indo-Pacific tarpon)
Lineage: Eukaryota; Metazoa; Chordata; Actinopteri; Elopiformes; Megalopidae
Gene: psmd10
Product: proteasome 26S subunit, non-ATPase 10
Exons: 5
Coding region: 14-694 (226 amino acids)
Molecular function (GO): protein binding
Source: RefSeq, a predicted model, not a curated record
AAGUCAGCUAGCGAUGGAAGGUACUGUGUCCAAUCUGGAGGUGUGCAAUUUAGCAUACGCUGGGAACUUUGACCAGUUGAAAAAAUGUAUUUCAUCUGAUAAAUCGCUGGCUUCCAAAACUGACCAGGAUCGCAGAACAGCCCUUCAUUGGGCCUGCUCAGCAGGCCACACAGACAUAGUGGAAUUUCUGUUGGACCUUGACGUUGAGGUUAAUCUGAAAGAUGAUGCAUCCUGGAGCCCACUUCACAUUGCAGCAUCUGCAGGGAGAGAGGAGAUUGUUAAAGCCUUGAUUACCAAGGGAGCCCAGCUUAAUGCUGUGAAUCAGAAUGGCUGCACUCCUCUGCAUUAUGCUGCUUCUAAGGACAGAUACGAGAUUGCCCAGAUGUUGCUGGAAAAUGGAGCAGACCCCAACAUCACGGAUAAAUUGGAGUCCACUCCCUUGCACAGAGCUUCCGCGAAGGGGAACUUCCGAUUGAUUCAGCUUCUCCUCAGACAAAGUGCUUCCACUAAUAUCCAGGAUUCAGAGGGAAACACAGCACUCCACCUGGCCUGUGAUGAGGAGCGUGUGGAAGUGGCUAAGCUUCUGGUGGAGCAUGGCGCUAGUAUCUACAUAGAGAACAAGGAGGAGAAGACACCCCUCCAGAUUGCUAAAGGGGGCCUUGCAUCCCUAUUGAGGAGGAUGGUGGAAGGCUGAACUGCAGAGCAUAUUAAAAUAUGGCUGCAUUGCCAUAGCAUACAGUGCUGCUGUAACCUGCUUUUUAAGGACUAGCCGUUAUGAUUCUGGUCUAGGUUUGUGUUGGAAUAUGUGACACCUUUGAAAGGGGGCUCCACUAAACUCCACUGAACUUAAACGACUCAAUUUGUGGGUAUAGAGAUAAAUCAAAGAGCAAACAGACACAGGCUGCAAUGGCAGAAAAGCUCAUACCAUACAACAAAGUUAGCAACCUUGGCAAAUAAGCAAGGAUUCCUAUCUGUUAUUAAACACAUCUUAUCAAUGAAUGUGUGUGAUCAGUGCUCAAAACCGUCAGAUAAACAAACAUCAUGUGUACAUAAUCCUCCAAGUCCAAGUUGCUGACUUACAAAUUGGUUGUCUAUUAAUCUGUUUGAAGCAUUGAGAUGUUUUGUGCCACGUAGUAAAAAAAAAAAAAAUCCCAGAGCCCGAUCAUUUGUGACGAUUCAUCAAGGUUACUCUCUGCCUCACGAUUUGAGAACUCCC